Messenger RNA from Lotus japonicus, 3757 nucleotides. Its product is annotated as respiratory burst oxidase homolog protein A-like. Gene Ontology annotation, cellular component: plasma membrane. The record is from RefSeq and is a predicted model, not a curated record. Gene Ontology annotation, molecular function: peroxidase activity; calcium ion binding; NAD(P)H oxidase H2O2-forming activity. The transcript is spliced from 14 exons. The coding region runs from base 254 to 3100 and encodes 948 amino acids. Lineage: Eukaryota; Viridiplantae; Streptophyta; Magnoliopsida; Fabales; Fabaceae.
CCAUUAUCAAUUACCCUUGGCUUCAUUUCAUCAACGCGUUCUACCUCUAGUACUAGUUCUACCCCUCUCUCUCUCUCACACACACACCUUUUCAAAAAUCAAUUGUGCUUAAAUCAAAUGUUCCUCUUAACGUUGCUCAACUCAACUACUUAGCCACGCAUGCCAAAAGCAUUGCAUAACAAAACCAUUUUACAUUCCUUUUUGAAAAAAAAUUCAGAAAAUUAGAAAGAGAUAUUGUUAUUGUGUGUGAUCAAUGAAUGGCAAUUCCAAACACCAGCGCCGAUGGGCGUCUGACUCCGUUCCCGGAAAAUCAACCGUCAGCGCCGGGACUUCUCCGGGGAGUGACUCCACUUUCGCCGGCGACGAGUUUGUCGAGGUCACUCUUGAUCUUCGAGACGACGACACAAUCGUGCUUCGGAGUGUCGAGCCGGCGUCUGUUAUCAACGUCAUCGACGACGGCGGCGCGUCUAGCAGCGGAUGUGAAACUCCGGCGGCAGUUUCUCGGUCGCCGACGAUCCGGAGAACCUCGUCCAGAGGCUUGCGGCACUUCUCCCAAGAACUGAAGGCUGAGGCGGUUGCCAAGGCCAGGCAAUUCUCGCAGGAGCUCAAAGCGGAGCUGCGGCGAUUCUCAUGGAGCCACGGCCACGGUUCGCGCGCUUCGUCUUCCUCUGCUCCGAACGGCACCGGAGGUGCCGGCGGCGCCGUUGAAACGGCGCUGGCUGCAAGAGCUCUACGGAAGCAGCGCGCUCAGCUUGAUCGCACUCGCUGCGGUGCUCACAAAGCGCUCCGUGGUCUCAGAUUCAUCAGCAGUAAAUCCAACGGCGUUGAUCCGUGGAUCGAAGUGCAGAGGAACUUCGAUACGCUUAGCAGUGACGGUUAUCUCUAUCGCGACGAGUUCGGUCAAUGCAUAGGGAUGAAAGAUUCGAAGGAAUUCGCACUGGAAUUGUUUGAUGCGCUGGGACGUAAACGGAGAAUGAAGGUUGACAAGAUCAGCAGGGAUGAACUGUACGAUUUCUGGUCACAAGUUACCGAUCAGAGUUUUGAUUCGCGGCUUCAGAUCUUCUUCGACAUGGUGGACAAGAACGAAGAUGGAAGAAUCGGUGAAGAAGAAGUAAAAGAGAUCAUCAUGUUAAGUGCUUCUGCAAAUAAGUUAUCAAGAUUGAAAGAGCAGGCUGAAGAAUAUGCAGCUCUUAUCAUGGAAGAGUUAGACCCCGAAAGACUUGGCUACAUCGAGCUAUGGCAAUUGGAAACGCUUCUUUUACAAAAGGACACAUAUCUCAACUACAGCCAAGCUCUCAGCUACACUAGUCAAGCUUUGAGCCAGAACCUACACGGGCUAAGGAAUAAAAGUCCUAUACGUAGGGUAAGCCGCAGGUUGAUAUACUAUUUGCAAGAGCAUUGGAGGAGACUUUGGCUUUUAACAUUGUGGGUUUGCAUAAUGAUUGGGCUGUUCACUUGGAAGUUUCUUCAGUAUAGGCAAAAAGAUGCCUUUCAUAUCAUGGGUUACUGUCUUCCCACAGCCAAAGGUGCUGCUGAGACUCUGAAGUUCAACAUGGCACUUAUACUCUUCCCAGUCUGCAGAAACACCAUAACUUGGCUCAGGUCUACCAAGCUGUCUUACAUUAUACCUUUUGAUGACAACAUCAACUUUCACAAGACAAUUGCUGGAGCCAUCGUGAUUGGUGUUAUACUUCAUGCUGGGGAUCACCUUGCUUGUGAUUUUCCAAGACUUGUAAGUACGUCUGAAGCCAAGUAUCAGACUUAUUUGAAAGAUGUAUUUGGUAAACAUAAACCCAGUUACAUAGACAUAGUCAAAGGGAUCGAGGGUGUGACUGGAAUUUUGAUGGUGGUUUUUAUGGCAAUAGCAUUUACGCUUGCAACCAAAUGGUUCAGGAGAAAUCUCAUCAAGCUACCUAAACCAUUUAGUAGGCUAACUGGCUUCAAUGCCUUCUGGUAUUCACAUCAUCUGUUUGUCAUUGUAUAUGUCCUGCUCGUCAUCCACGGAGAAAAACUGUACAUCGUGCACAAAUGGCACUUGAAAACGACAUGGAUGUAUCUUGCAGUUCCAGUUUUACUUUAUGCGUCAGAAAGAAUACUCAGAUUAUUUCGUUCUGGUUUAUACACAGUCCGUCUUAUAAAGGUGGCCAUAUAUCCUGGAAAUGUUCUCACAUUACAAAUGUCUAAGCCUCCUCAAUUUCGGUACAAGAGCGGACAAUACAUGUUUGUACAAUGUCCUGCUGUUUCUCCUUUUGAGUGGCAUCCGUUUUCAAUUACCUCAGCCCCUGGAGAUGAUUACCUGAGUGUUCACAUUCGGCAACUGGGCGACUGGACUCAGGAGCUUAAAAGAGUGUUCUCUGAAGCCUGUGAGCCUCCUGUGUCCGGUAAGAGUGGACUUCUCAGGGCUGAUGAAACCACAAAGAAAAGUUUGCCGAAGCUAAAGAUAGAUGGUCCUUAUGGUGCACCAGCACAAGAUUACAAAAAAUAUGAUGUUUUGUUGCUUGUUGGUCUCGGAAUAGGAGCAACACCUUUCAUCAGCAUUCUAAAAGAUCUUAUCAACAACAUUAUCAAAAUGGAGGAGCUGGCGGAUUCAAUCUCUGAUAUAAGCAGAGGUUCAGACCUUAGUGUUGGGAGCACCGAGUCACCUUCUCCUAAUAAAGUUGCUCCAAAACGGAAGAAAACACUAAAGACCACUAACGCAUAUUUCUACUGGGUUACAAGAGAGCAGGGCUCUUUUGAUUGGUUCAAAGGAGUCAUGAAUGAAGUAGCUGAGCUUGAUCAAAGGGGUGUCAUUGAGAUGCACAACUACUUGACUAGUGUAUACGAGGAAGGCGAUGCUAGAUCUGCUCUCAUUACCAUGGUUCAAGCACUCAACCAUGCCAAAAACGGAGUUGACAUUGUUUCUGGGACUAGUGUGCGAACUCAUUUUGCCAGGCCUAACUGGAAGAAGGUUUUCUCUAAAAUGUGUUCAAAGCACUACAAUGGACGAAUAGGGGUAUUCUAUUGUGGUGCACCAGUUUUGGCCAAAGAACUUAGCAAGCUUUGCUUCGAGUUCAAUGAAAAAGGUCCAACAAAAUUUGAGUUUCACAAGGAGCAUUUCUAAGUAAUUUGGACGAUCUCUGCCGUCUGUAAUUAGUAUUAACACAGUCACAUCACGUAUUAAUUCGGUCAAUUUGACAAGUUGGCGUGGCCAGAUUACAUGAUUAUGUUGGCCAGAUUAUAUGAUUAUGUUCAAUAAGCCAAAGCAUUUUUCUAUAGAAUGUGAAGCAUUGUACAUACGGGACAGCAAAAUUGCUUGGCAUUUCAUCAAACAUGUGACUGCAGAGCAAAAGAGACAAGCGCAGCUUAUUUGCUACCACAUAGAGUGCGAUACAGCUACGUCGGAGACGAUGAUCAGAUUGGGAGCCACAGCUGUUAUUGGCAGAUAGGUCCAUUGUGAAUAGGAUAUGGACAAUUUUGAUAAAAGUGACUGGUGAAUGGGAUUGGGGGGGCUUUUUGGAGAGUAACUUCUUCAUUUUUCUUGUAGUGAAUUAUAGGAUAUUGAGUAACCAUAUCAUUAUACUUGUUUUUUACUCUCUACUAAACAUAAGAGAGUAAACAUCAAAUGGUCAGUUUCAGACUCACUCCUGUCAUAUGCCUAAUUAGGGUUAGGGAAAACCAGUGGUGAUUGGUGAACGCGAAUCAAACAAAUGGGCUGAUGAAAUGUUGAUAUCAUAAUAUGCUAUACUGAAAUUUAUUACAUGAACUUGCUUAUUUCUCA